CGGGACUCCAGAUGAGCGCGCACAUUGGGGGCACUCACUUGCGACAGCGCGUGCAAACAAAAUGAGUCCUGAUGGAGACACAUUAUCAGUGAUUGAGAAUACGGCUGCCAUCCGCCAUCCCUUCCGCUCAGAGAAGGCAGAAGUCGUGGAACAAAGCCAGGGAGUGCAGAACUGGUUGAAUGGGUUUCAGAAUACACCUCACAUUACUCUAGCUCAAAGGCUGGUGAGGCUGCUGGCAGCUGUGUGUGUACUUGGACUCCUGGGAGGCUUGGCUGUCGGGGUCUGGUUUUUAGUCAAGUUUCUCCUGAGGCCGUCAUCUUCUCACCGUCCAGUGGGACUCGGGGACACAAAAGAGACGCCAUUCUGCAACAUGACAGAGGACGUUUCCAUCUCCGACCCCAGGAAAGUGUUUUACAGGAUCAGUCCCGAGAACUCCCUGCUGGAGAUCCAGCUGGAAAAGCUGCCCACCUGGUUGCCAGUGUGCUAUGAAAGGUGGAACUCUUCUUUGGGAACGCUGGUGUGCAGGCAGCUGGGUUAUCUGAGGCUGACCAAACAUAAAGGAGUGAAUCUGACUGACAUCGGGCCCAAUUAUACGGACGGCUUUUUACAGAUAAGCCCAGAACACAGGGGAAGUCUGGAAAACAUGUGGCAAUUCAGGCGGACCUGCAUCACUGAUAAGGUUAUCGCUUUGCAAUGUUUUGAGUGCGGCACACGAGCCAAGCUGCCCAGGAUAAUUGGGGGAGUCGAGGCCACGCUGGGCAGGUGGCCAUGGCAGGUCAGCCUCUCCUACAGCAACCGCCACACCUGCGGAGGCUCCAUCAUCACCAGUCAAUGGAUAGUAACAGCUGCUCACUGUGUGCACAACUACAGGCUGCCUCAGGUAUCCAGCUGGGCGGUCUACACAGGUCUUGUGAUGCGAAACUCAGCAAACAUGACGGAGCAUGUGGGGCAUGCCGUGGAGAAGAUCAUCUACAACAAGAACUACAACCACGUGAGCCACGAUAGUGACAUCGCCUUGAUGAAACUACAGACACCACUUAAUUUCUCAGAUACAGUUAGGCCUGUUUGUUUGCCCCAGUAUAACUAUGACCCACCUGGAGGAACACAGUGCUGGAUCUCUGGCUGGGGAUACACACAACCUGACGGUGUUCACUCAUCAGAUAUCCUGAAAGAGGCCCCUGUUCCCAUUAUAAGUACCAACAAGUGCAACAGCUCCUGCAUGUACAAUGGCGAGAUCACACAGAGGAUGCUCUGUGCCGGAUACACGGAGGGAAAAGUGGACGCGUGUCAGGGUGACAGUGGCGGUCCUCUGGUGUGCCAGGAUGACAACGUGUGGAGGUUAAUGGGGGUUGUCAGCUGGGGGAAUGGCUGCGCCGAGCCCAACCACCCUGGAGUCUACACCAAAGUGGCUGAAUUUCUUGGCUGGCUCUAUGAGAUGAUGGAGAAUUACUGAGUCAAGAAACACAAGCAGAGGAGGCAAUUCAGCAGUGCACAUUUUUACAACGUUAUUUAAUGUAAACUUACAUAUCAGACUGAAAGCAUCAAGACGCAUUGUCUUUUUUUAACGUACCAAAUAAAAAGGUCUAUUGUCACGUAAUUAUCAGUUGUAGGUCCUCCUCUCUUCACCACCAGGUGUCACCUGUGUAAC
This is a messenger RNA of Dunckerocampus dactyliophorus (ringed pipefish), 1648 nucleotides long. It is a transcript of the gene tmprss5, whose product is annotated as transmembrane serine protease 5. Gene Ontology annotation, biological process: proteolysis. NCBI's taxonomy places the organism in Eukaryota, Metazoa, Chordata, Actinopteri, Syngnathiformes, Syngnathidae. Gene Ontology annotation, molecular function: serine-type endopeptidase activity. The record is from RefSeq and is a predicted model, not a curated record. The coding region runs from base 62 to 1453 and encodes 463 amino acids. The transcript is spliced from 13 exons. Gene Ontology annotation, cellular component: membrane.